This is a messenger RNA of Lachancea mirantina, 222 nucleotides long. The record is from the annotation of a GenBank genome assembly. Lineage: Eukaryota; Fungi; Ascomycota; Saccharomycetes; Saccharomycetales; Saccharomycetaceae.
AUGACUUUGAUAGGUAAAGCUCUUCACUUUUCAGUUGAUUUGGUUCUCAUAUCGACUUGUUUAGCUGGAAUCAAGCGGAACACGGGAAUAACGGUAAAGACGCAAACCAUCGGUGACGAUAACGUAAGAGGAUAUAUUGGCAAGUAUCUAAAUAUCGGAGAAAGUUGCUACGAUUACACGGUCGCGACAUUGGCUUCAUCUCAAUAUUUCGUUAGAAAAUGA